AUGGGACCGACCAACCGCUUUGGUGGCGGUCCUUGGGAUGCAUUGAGGGACCUAGUGAAAGGCGCCUUUCUUAUGUCCCGUUGUGGUGAUGUGAAAGCUGUGGCAGUGUUGCUGUUGGUGGCGAGUCUGUUGCAAGAGAUCCAGGGAUAUGACCAGUACAUGUCCUGUGGACAGAGUGGAGGCACAGAUGGAAGAGAGCCAAAGCACCUGCACUUUGUCCACCAGCAGGACUUGCCCUGUGACUUCCAGAGCUCUGGUGACAACUUUUGCAAUGUGCCUGGUGAAGCAUAUCCAUGGUAAGAAG
Molecule: messenger RNA, 304 nt
Organism: Notodromas monacha
Lineage: Eukaryota; Metazoa; Arthropoda; Ostracoda; Podocopida; Cyprididae
Source: the annotation of a GenBank genome assembly